UCAACCCCAUUUACCCCAUCAUUUACCCCAACAUCUACCCCAACAUCAACCCCAACAUCUACCCCAACAUCAACCCCAACAUCUACCCCAACAUCAACCCUGACAUCUUCCCCAACAUCAACCCCAUUUACCCCAUCAUUUACCCCAACAUCUACCCCAACAUCAACCCCAACAUCUACCCCAACAUCAACCCCAUUUACCCAAUAAUUUACCCCAACAUCUAACCCAACAUCAACCCCAACAUCUACCCCAACAUCAACCCCAUUUGACCCAUCAUUUACUCCAACAUCUACCCCAACAUCAACCCCAACAUCAACCCCAACAUCUACCCCAACAUCAACCCCAUUUGACCCAUCAUUUACCCCAACAUCUACCCCAACAUCAACCCCAACAUCAACCCCAACAUCUACCCCAACAUCAACCCCAUUUACCCCAUCAUUUACACCAACAUCUACCCCAGCGACCUCAACACAAACCUCCACAGUCACUUCUGCUUCAGUAACCUCAACAUUUCAAACAAACAAAGAAAACGAUACAUGCCCCAUACUGUCCAAAAUGCUUUUUUGCUUAAAUAUGACAUGUGAUGAUCUUGAAAGUGCCGUGGAUAUGUGUAAGAGAACACCGACUGUUACUCCAAAUACUACAACAUAUAGCACCACCCCUAAAGUCACAACAUAUAGCAACACCCCUAAAGUCACAACAUUUAGCACCACCUUUAAUGCCGCAACAAAUGGCACCACAACCAAGAGCACCACCACCAGCAACUGCGUCUGUGAACCCAAGCCAGAUCCUGAACACUACAUCGAGGAUGCUUGUGUGGUCCUGCUCAGCUUCGGCAUGUGGAUAGAAGUAGACUGCAACAGAGCUCUACCUUACAUCUGUUAUGAAGAGCGCUUUUUUGGCCAGAUAAACAUUUCCGAUGUGAACACAAGUGCAGGCAAUCUGAGCUGGUCUGAGGGACCCGGUGCUGAGAACAUCAGUCACUACAGAGUGGAGGUUACUGGGGACAAAAACCAGACAUUUAACCGGACUGAACUGUUUGAAUACAUAACGAAUCUGACAGCAGGAACUCUGUACAAAGUUCAGGUGUUUCCUGUGAAAUGUGGCAGGGACCUCAAUCCACAGAAUAUCUCCUUCUACACCCAUCCCUCUGAUGUGCAAAAUCUGAUUGUGGUGAGUGUGACAAAUGUUAGCGCCAACCUCAAUUGGAGUAGACCAGAUGGAAACCAUGACUUCUACUCAGUAACUUUCAUAAAUUCAUCGAAAACUAAAGAAAAAAAGUGUGAUAAUGAAGAGUGCACUAUUACGGAUCUUAUUCCAGGAACCGAGUAUGUAUUCACAGUUAAAGCUGUAGUGAAUAAGACGACUGAAGGUGUGCCGAGCAACGUUUCUGAUUACACCAUACCUUCAACUGUCAGAAACCUAAGAUCAGCAGACAAUGACAGCACAGUCAUAAUGGCCUUUUGGGAUCCUCCUACUGGUAAUUAUUCAGGUUACCGCUAUUGUCUUGAAGAAGUCAAUAACAGCCGCAAGUGUACUUACUGCAACAUCACAUCAGACAGCAGCAUUACAGCAGACAACGACAUUACAAACUCAGGCAACAGCGAUACAGCAAAAUUCAGUAAUACAGACUGUAAAACAGUGGAUGAAACAGAAACAUUUAUCAAACAGAUUAAUAGAUCAGACGGCAGCAUGUUUUGUGUGUGUGUGGCAGCGCUAACAAAGAACAACACUCUGUCAGGAGAAAUGGUUGGAAUCCCAGCAUACACACGCCCAAAAUUAGUGGACCUCACUUUAGUACCUUUCCUUAAAGAAAUGCAAGCCACCUGGGAAAUAAAUGGGAAUUAUGAAAAAUUUGAAGUGACAAUUACAAGUGCUGAUGCAAAGGAUAUACAGUCAUAUAAUACUACAAACAAGGAUUACACUUUCAAUAAUCUGAAGGCAGGAGUGUUUUACACUGUUUCAGUUGUCACUCUUAAUGGUAAACUGAGAAGUGUUCCUGCUAAUAAGUCAGAUUACACCCGUGAGUAAUCAUUACAAUGCGAUCACUAUUUUUCGAUCAUAUUUCCAGAAGCUUUAAUCACUGUCUUCAUCAGCUUUUCAAGUUCAGCUGUAUAACAUCUCACAAAUCAAUUCACAGGGCCUGCUAAACCUACCUGGGUAAAGGCCACCGCUAUCAAAAAAAACAUACAGCUAAGCUGGGGUGCUCCAGACGAGUCAAAGGGUGUAUUGAUUCAAUAUAUAGUGAAAUAUAACACUUCUUUCUGGAAUGAAUUGAAUCAAACAAAUACAACUGAGACAAAUAUCACCAUUCCUUAUUUAAGACCAGGAACAAAAUAUACGUUCAAUGUCAUGGUCUUGGCUGGAAAUCUGAGUGAUCCAGCCACUACUCAUGCAAACACAGAGCCUGAGAAGAGGACACUGGUCCUCAUGAUGUUGUGUUCCUCUGAAACCGCACUUCAUUGUGACAAACCUGAAACUCGGAAUGAACUGUUUGAAACGCUGAAAAAAAAAUUUGAUGAUAAAUUUCAAGACUUGGUCCACUGGAAGCUUAAAGCAAAAACUAGCAAAGACAUCCUUUGAAUCUCUAUGAUGUGGCCUACAAUCAAGAAAGAAUCACAUACUGAAAUUUUUGUGUGAUUUCAUGCCUGGUGAAUUCUGAAUUUAUUUUUUUACAUUUCCAUGAAUGCAACUUACAAAAGAGGAACAAAAGCAAUGUGUCAGAGAGCCAACAAUAUAUGUUAUAUACAAUUUUAUUAGAUUAGAUUAGGAAACAAGGGAGAGAAGAGGAAACAUUUAGAGAAGAAAUAUACGUUUUUGGUAAACUCUGCUUUACGGGAACCAAAUGUCCUCACAGGGAUAGCAAAACCUGAUAUUUUUGACCUUUGCUUGUUUGUUUUUUAUUUUCUGUGUGA
Cyprinus carpio (common carp) is the source of this 2915-nucleotide messenger RNA. Its product is annotated as receptor-type tyrosine-protein phosphatase eta-like. Lineage: Eukaryota; Metazoa; Chordata; Actinopteri; Cypriniformes; Cyprinidae. The record is from RefSeq and is a predicted model, not a curated record. The transcript has 8 exons. The coding region runs from base 556 to 2031 and encodes 491 amino acids. Gene Ontology annotation, molecular function: protein binding.